UCUCUUCCCGUCACUUCCCGCGGAGCCUCUCACCUGGGCACACUCCCGCCACUCCCUCCCACCACUCCUCCCGUCAACUCCACAGAUGGCAGACGAGGGGCAGGAAGGCAAGGGCUGAAGCAGACGGGUCAUGGACGGGAAUACAACAUGUGACCCAGGCAUCAACACAACACUCUGCCAAGAUGACACAGCGGCGGGCGAGAACGCGACAAGGACGGGCGUGUAUACGGGAGGCAGCGGCGGCGGGGGCGGCGUUGGGUCUGGCGGGGCCGGCGUGGGCGGCGGGGGGCGUACAGGGGAGGGACAGGACUGGCUGUUGGUGAGACAAGAGCUCCAAUGGGCUUUUCCUGUUCACAUCUAUCUGUUCGCCUGUCUGUUCUUCAUGCUGGCGUUCUACACGUUCUUCUCCAUCUUGAACUUGAGGUCACAGAUCUCUAACCGUCCAUUCAUGUCUACUAUCAACGUGUUUUUGUGUGUGCUGGGGGUCACGCGCGCCGCCUGCUUCCUCAUCGACCCCUACACCUCCGGCCAGGUGAUGCCUAGUUUCCUCGGCUCCUUGAUGUGGGAUGUGGGCUACCCCUGCAUCCUGUCAGCCUUCGGCCUCAUCCAGCUGGCCUUCUCUCAGCUCACACAGGUAAAGUUUCGGCCGGAGACGCUGCGGCGGAAAUCAGCGCUGAGUCUGGUGAUCACUACACACUUCGCCCUGGUGCUCGGCUCGGACAUUGUCACCGCCUUCGAGAGCCACUUGCAGAUGGUGAGGUGGGUGGUGCAGACAGUGUUCCUCAGCUGGGGCCUCGUGUUGUGUGUCACCUUCCUGUACGGCGGCGCCAGGAUACUUCGUCUGCUGAGGACCAUCCCGCACUCCGCCUUUCAGGGCAGCGAGACCACCGCCAACAACAGCAAGGGCAUCCUCCAGCUGGCCCUCCUCGCGCAGUGCAACAACAUCGCCUCCUCUGUGCUGACAGCGGCCGCCCCCUCGCUCCUGACGCCCAAGAUCAAGAUUACUGAUGAACACGACCACACCUUUUCCUACGUGUCUGACUCCCGCCACGCCUCUAGUGACUUGGGCAAAGAUUCAGCACCCCCAUCCCGCCGCACCUCCCUUCGCUCCUCCUCCAUUAGCGGGGAGUGCGGGGGCAGCACCUCCGUCCCCUCCACCUCAGGCCUUCGGAACCACGACACGGGCGCGUCUGACAUUGAGGAAGAAAAUGAGGACCAGGAUUCCUUGGUGUCGCCCACGCUGUCGAGGAAGAGCGUGGGCGGCGGGGAGCGGGCGUGCACCUCCCCCAAGCAGCCAUCGCCACCGCGCAGCCCCAAGUCGCGGAAGAAUAGCACGAAAGGCCGCUCCAACUCACGGGGCUGCGAGGGCGAGCGUUGCGGCGACAUCAUCAUCAAAGUGGAGGACGUGGAGGGCUGCGAGGAGCCGUGCAUCGCGGCCAGCGGCGGGGCGGGGCAGGCGUGCCCGGACGGGAAGCAUGGCUGCGGGGAGGAGCCGCAAAGGAGAGAGAGGUGCAGGCGCAGAUGCAGGGAACACAGAGACGCAAGGAGGCGGGAAGGGGGCGUGCACCGAGCGGCCUCCCUCAAGUCAGUGGAGUCACCAAUGCGCAGCGCGGCGUUAGAUGCGAGGCGUGGCGGGUCCUCCCGACGCAGCAGUGCCUCCGAGACCACUACUCAUACUAGUGAUUGUGAGUUGCCACGCAGCCCUGUGGACAGCGAGCGCCGUGCGGCGCUACUUGCUGCCGGAGAGGCGCCUCCUAAAAGAAAAAAAAGCCUCACGUGGUCUGAGGACACGCCCACGCCGGACGCCUCGGACAAGGAGAGCCGUGGAGUGCCGCCCGAGCUGGAGGAGACAGAGCCCCUGGCCCGGGACAGUCGCCGCCGCGCCAGCAGUUCCAGCCGCCGCAGCAGCCGCAGCAACAGCGAGAAGAAGAAGCUGCGGCACACGCGCUCUUGUGAGCUGGGAGACUCUGCGGCGCGGCGACGAGGCAGCGGCAUGUCCACCACCUCCAGCCGCGGUAGCGACCACGUGACGGGUUUCCCGGGGCCCGGCCUCAGUCAGGGCAGGGCGGGGCCCUCCUCACCCUCCAGCGUGCGGCGAGGCAGUAGGCGCAGCGUCAAGGACGAGGUGGAGGUGGAGACACUGCUAUCCCGCUCACCCAACGGCCGCCACGACGUGACGCUUUCCUCCAUUCUCAACCACAUCGCCUACGUGAACCAGGCGGCCGCCGCGCCGCGCCUGCCCGCCUCCUUCAAAGACUCCAGGAAGGCUCAGGUGCAACAGGUACUGCUGGUGACCUACGUGACAGCUGUAUUCGGCACCGUCCUGUCCCUGGCUCUGGUCUACGAUUUGUACCGCCACUUCAUCUCCCUGCCUAAGCUGCCUCGCCCAGCCUGGCUUUGGUUCUUUUACGAGUCAAGUUGUCGCUUUCUUGAAUUCCUAAUGGGAUGUGCAAUGGCUAAUAUCACUCGCCAGCCCGUGAACAGACAUCCUCAGUACCCGUACUCCCUCCGUAUCAAGCAGAGGAACUCCAUCUAUAUGUGAGGGUGUGCAAGUGUGUGGAGGCGACGACCGUUUCCUAGAGUUACCCAUGAAAGUGUCAGUGAACCGGGUUCGUUUUCUGUAUAUAGAAUGUUUGUGUACAGUCUUGUCUAGCGCUGGGAGGACUCCGGGAAGGCUUCUGACGGUGUUGAUGUUAAGAUGUGAGCCUGGCGGUACUGGAGAGAGAGAGAGAGAGAGAGAGAGAGAGAGAGAGAGAGAGAGAGAGGUGGCACGCGCGUACAGACACACACACACACACACACACACACACACACACACACCUAUGUACAUGCAAAGCACACAAAAUACGCGCAUAACACGGAGGUGAAUGUGAGAGAGGAAAAUAUAGAUAAGAAUGGUGAAUGAUGAUAUGAAGGAGGAGAAGAAGAAGAAGAAGAAGAAGAAGAAGAAGAAGAAGAAAACAACAAUAACAACAACAAGUACAACUAAACAAUCAGGAGGACUUUAAAACAUAAUUAAUAAACAACAGGUUAAUUUUCAAUGUGGAAAUCGAAGGAAAGAUGUGUUAAUACUUGAGUGAGUGCGUACAUGCGUGUGUGUGUGUCUCUCUCUCUCUCUCUCUCUCUCUCUCUCUCUCUCUCUCUCUCUCUCUCUCUCUCUCUCUCUCUUCUGGUGUUUUGAUGUUGACCUGCGAACCUCUUUCUUUCUUAGCUUCAGCUUAUCUAAAGGAUAUUUUCAAUCAGUUCAUUUUGUAUAAUACUUGACGAUAAUUUUACUUGUAUUCGGUGUGUGUGA
Messenger RNA from Portunus trituberculatus (swimming crab), 3295 nucleotides. RefSeq lists its product as uncharacterized. Lineage: Eukaryota; Metazoa; Arthropoda; Malacostraca; Decapoda; Portunidae. The record is from RefSeq and is a predicted model, not a curated record.